Messenger RNA from Blastomyces gilchristii SLH14081, 4494 nucleotides. RefSeq names its product AGC/NDR/NDR-UNCLASSIFIED protein kinase. Gene Ontology annotation, molecular function: ATP binding; protein serine/threonine kinase activity. The coding region runs from base 556 to 2538 and encodes 660 amino acids. Gene Ontology annotation, biological process: peptidyl-serine phosphorylation; intracellular signal transduction. The transcript is spliced from 3 exons. The record is from RefSeq and is a predicted model, not a curated record. NCBI's taxonomy places the organism in Eukaryota, Fungi, Ascomycota, Eurotiomycetes, Onygenales, Ajellomycetaceae. Gene Ontology annotation, cellular component: spindle pole body.
CAACCCUUCGCAACAGAAGCCAAUUGGCCAGCCGCGGGAAGCUUAAUCUGCUGCACGAAAUCCAGUUUGUUGCCUUUUGAUUCGUUGCUGCAGCAACGGCCCCCGAUUGCGUUAGGCGCGCCGGGAGCAUUGCAAGCAUCGCCCGCCACCGCUAACAACGCCGACAAUCAACAUCACAGCGCUAAACUCCGCUCCCCUUACUACCCUUACAUACCAUACCAACGAGCCCAGAACAAUUCUUCUGCCCAGCUGUUGCUUGUUGCUUCAAUCUCCCAUUCCAUAUGCCCAAGCGACUUUUUCCACUGUCUAUACCACCAAUAUAUUCUCUUCUCCUCUCUCUGCGUACAUCGCCGUUGUGUUGCACUUCAGGGUUGACCACAGCGCGCCUGCUUGUUGACAGCUUUUGGCGGGGUAACUAAAUACAUCACAGCCCAACGCCGCUAUCAACAAGGCGGCCCGAUAACACUCAAUCGCAUACUUAUUUAGAUACCUCGACAUACUAGCAACCUCAUUUACUGCCCACGCGCAAAUCAAUUCACACUCUAAAACCCUGAGAUGGCGGUUAAUAUCCCUCCGUCUCCUGCUGGAAAGCAGGACUUACGCAUCCCCCCUCUCCUGCACACUCGUUCCGGCAACGAGUUCUACGAUCGCCCGCAGACACCAAUUCAACGCGGUUUCACAAGCCCCUACAGCACCCCUCAGGGGAGCCCAAGCAAGAAUCGUCUUCCUCCCGGCGCAAGAGAUCUUCCCAGCGUAUUCGACCAUGCCUUGAAACUUACACCGUCUUCCCCGUCCAAGUCAGCGUUCAAUGCGCCGUCAUUAUCUCCAGGCAAAGGGGCAGCAUUAGGUGGUGAUGAGGAUUUGCCAUCUUUUAGCGAAAGUGUCAUUCAUAGCAAAGACAGCGCGAACCAGCCUCGGAUAUCAAAUAAGGAGAACACGCCCCCUGGCGCACUGCGGUUUGGCAGAGACUCGGCUGUCAAUACAAACCAGGCUGCGGUGUCGCGUCAGGAACCGUAUCAAACCAGAGAAACAAGCAGAAGGGGCCAAUCACACCUUCGUGGUCUCACUCCAGAGGAACUAGAAAAGCUACAGCUUCCCAAUGUGAAACGGCUUGCAAAUGUGACCCAACUUUACUUCCUUGAUCAUUACUUUGAUAUCCUGAGCUACGUGCAUAACCGCCAGACCCGCCAUGCUCAAUUCAAAGCCGCUUAUCCCCCACCACCAGAAACCCCUACUGAAGAAUACGAGUCCGCUUUACAAAAAUAUCUUGGUCGUGAGCGCGCUAAUCUACGCAAACGUCGGACCAGACUUCGGCAUAAUGAUUUCCAAAUUCUUACACAGGUUGGGCAGGGCGGAUAUGGACAGGUGUAUCUUGCUCAGAAGAAAGAUACCCGUGAAGUGUGCGCAUUGAAGGUGAUGAGCAAGAAGCUCUUGUUUAAAUUAGACGAGAUCAGACACAUUUUGACAGAAAGAGAUAUCCUCACGGCUGCCAAGAGUGAGUGGCUAGUGAAACUCCUUUACGCUUUCCAAGACGAUGAUCAGAUCUAUCUAGCUAUGGAGUACGUUCCUGGCGGUGAUUUCCGUACGCUGCUUAACAAUACCGGCGUGCUUCAUAAUCGCCAUGCCCGCUUUUAUAUCGCUGAAAUGUUCUCAUGUGUCGAUGCCCUUCACGUUCUAGGAUACAUUCAUCGUGACCUCAAGCCGGAGAACUUUUUAAUCGAUUCAACUGGACAUGUGAAAUUAACAGAUUUCGGAUUAGCUGCUGGAAUGCUCAACCCCGGCAAAAUUGAAUCAAUGCGCAUCAAGUUAGCGGAGGUUGGAAACACAAGUGUGCCGUUUGGUAGACCAAUGGAGCAGCGUAGCGCUGCAGAAAGGCGAGAGGGGUAUCGCUCACUACGAAAACGCGAAGUUAACUACGCGAAAUCUAUUGUCGGAUCGCCCGAUUACAUGGCUCCGGAAGUCCUCAAGGGAGAGGAGUAUGAUUUCACAGUUGACUAUUGGAGUUUGGGCUGUAUGCUCUUCGAGGCUCUAGCUGGAUACCCUCCAUUUGCGGGAGCAACUGUCGACGAAACUUGGCAGAAUCUCAAGCGGUGGCAGAAGGUCUUGCGCAAGCCGCAGUAUGAGGAUCCCAACUACUUCUUGUCAAGGCGCACCUGGGAUCUCAUCGUUCGCUUGGUAGCUGCCAAAGAACAACGAUUUAAGAAUAUCAAGGAGAUCCAUGAGCACGACUACUUCGCAGAGGUGGAUUUCAGCACAUUGCGAGAGCAGAAAGCUCCGUUUGUGCCUGAGUUGGACUCAGAGACUGACGCAGGCUACUUCGAUGAUUUCGGGAGUGAGGCUGACAUGGCCAAGUAUAAGGAGGUACAUGAUAAGCAGAAAGCUCUUGAGCAGAUGGCGGAUAGGGAAGAUCAAAUGGGCAAGGGUUUAUUUGUGGGCUUCACUUUCAGACACCGCAAACCAGCCGUUGACAGCGAUGGUCGGAGCACCCCUCGCAAACCCAUCCUCACCGACGACGGAGGAUUUGGGACCAUCUUCUAAAUGUAUCUGACUAACCAUGCACUUUCAAAAUGCUCCUGGUGUGGAGUACUUGCAUUGCACCUCCUUCCCAUUUCCUCAUUGACGCAUACUACCAUAGCCUUCUCCAUUCAGUUCUUUUCCCUGAAUUUCAGAGCUAGCUCGUUUUUCUUUCGUCGACUGGUUUUCAAAAUUCAUAACUCCUCACAGAAGUGGAAGAGAUCGCGGUCUUGCUUCUUGCCAGUUUACUUUGUUUUAAUAUUUCCCCCCAAAUAUCGCUACCGAGAGCCGGUGACCCUGUGAAUGAUUUUCCUUUUUUUGUUCUCUCUCUUUUCUUUUUAUCACCAUUGUUAUGAGCCAGGAGUUUCUCCUUCUCCAGGCUUCUUCCACUGAAUAUCUUGCGCCUUUUUUUAUUUUUUAUUUUUAUUUUGAUUUUGGGGGGCGAUCAUCCGGUCCAUGCGAAACUAUAAAGGAGUUGAAGCCCACGAAUGGGAGGAUUAUCAAUUUAGAUUCCACGCCUAAUAGUUAGUGGCUGGGCCUCUGCUCGACAAUAACAAAAUUGCCUAUAUAUCCCGCCAGCACUCUCUCCUUGACGUUCUAUGGCCUAUUAUUCCUUGUUCCGCGAUAAAUGCCUGUUAUGCGCCUAAGGACUCUCUCUCUCUCUCUGUCAUCUCUUUGCUAUCCAUUUGCGUACGAUUGCUUUUCCUUGCUUCCAUCUUUAUAAUUAGAUAUUGUCAACACGCAUUGUAUGUUCCUUACCACAACAACUCAAACUAUCAUAACUUAUUUUUGCCCCCGUUUUCUUCCAUACUUUAUAUCCGAUCAUGGGGCGCUCCUCUGCUGUAUAUUCCUUUCCCCCGCCCUUAUCCUCGUUUCGGCAUGCACGGUUUACCCUACAGACAACUGGUCCCCCUAAGCUUUUCUGACAGAGGAUAUUUGUAUUUCUUCUUUCGUGCACUCGGUUUGUCUUUAAUGUUUACAUCAUGGUUCCCUGGUCCUAUUCUAUCCUCUUAAUUUUUUUUAAAAAAAAUCUCUAGUGCUUCCCUGUCCGGCGUUCCGUACUUUAGCUUUUGUUAAUUACACGAGUUUCCAUCAAUGCUUUCUAUUACUUUUUUUUAUUUUCUCUUCUUCCGUGUUCUUUUCUUUUGAUGCAAAAUAGAAGUAUGCUUUCUCUCUCACGUUUGCAUUAGAUAACUUACGUCUCCGUCUUUUCUCCAACAUAGACCCCACAAGCCCUCUUUCUAUAUAUCCAUCAAGAAUACAGCGGGCGCACAAGUAAACAACCCCCCCCCAACCUCCCCUGACCCUCCGGGGACUUACUUGUUUGUGGAGUAGCUAGAAAGAGAUUACAGGUCUUUAUAUUAAAUCGAAGAUGGGAUGGAAUGAGACGGAAUGAUAACUGGAAGGAGAUGGAUUUUCCUUCCGUCAGAUGGUAUGACAUGCAGGCCGUGGGAGUACAGUAUGUCGAAGCGCGAUUCAGUAGGGAGAAGUAUAUACCGGGUAACAGUUGAGUGAGCAUGGUGCCAACAAACUGAUCACUUUUCUGGGCACAUGUUCAACUUUAGCUCUCCCUCUGAAGUACACACUGCUGCCGCCGUGUACACAUCUCACACAUACUGUUGCAGUCAUGUGUCCCACAUUCUAUCCAUAUAGAAAGCCUUGCGGACUAGAUUAUAAGAUCAAGAACAUUGAUUCUUCUAUAGAUUAUGAGACUCUUAUUAUAGGCAAUAGAACUGCUGAUCAAAUAUUCUAAUUAUAUGUCUGUAUCUCGUGGGGUGUAGGGACCUCAGGAUGAUUGUGCUGGAUAUGUCUACUGCAUGUAUGUACUUUGAAUAUGUAUGCCCAGUAUAUGUACCUAGGUAGUUAUAUAACGGAGGAGGGCGAAAUACACAGUUUUGUUCCAGUCCUGGACAUGUUCUCAUGACGGCCAGAGAAAGUAUCAACCAAAGUAGAGAAUAAAAAUAAAAAUAAAAAUAGGAA